Messenger RNA from Vicia villosa (hairy vetch), 1047 nucleotides. RefSeq lists its product as uncharacterized. Lineage: Eukaryota; Viridiplantae; Streptophyta; Magnoliopsida; Fabales; Fabaceae. The record is from RefSeq and is a predicted model, not a curated record. Bases 1 to 1047 code for a protein of 348 amino acids. The transcript has 5 exons.
AUGGCACCAAGGUACAUCGUGUCUGCUUUGAAAGACAAAGAUCCAGAAAAUCUCACGAGUAUUACCCAGAUUUACAAAGCUAGAGCAACAUACAAACUGGGCAAGAGAGGUGCACUGACAGAAGUGCAAAUGUUAUUUAGCCUUAUUCACCAAGAGAAAUACAUGUGUUGGUCUAGAAAUAAGGAGAAUUCAGAUAUUGUGGCUGAUAUCUUCUGGAAACACCCUGACUCAGUUAAGUUGUUGAAUAUGUUUCCUUUGUACCGGCUACCACUGCUUGAGAUUGUUGGUGUUACAUCAACACAAUUGACGUUUUCAGUUGCUUUUGCAUAUUUGGAACACGAAAGGGACGAGAACUUCACAUGGGCACUGGAGAGGCUCAAUGAGUUGUUCUAUUGUGAGAAAUUUCUACCAGAUGUCAUGGUGAUGGACCGCAUGAAAUUUAAAGAGUAUGUCAAAUUAGAAAGACAAGAACAUGCCAUGGAUCAAUGGAACAACAUGAUGUAUUCAAAUACAAAAGACGAAUUUGAUGUACAUCUCAACCACUUCGAGAGUGGUGGAGUCUGCACAUUGGAGACUGCAGAACAUGUUGACAACAAGUCGAGUUUUAUUUCAAGACAUUGUAUACAAAUCAUUGGAAAGAAACUAGAAAAAGGAAAAUUUGUUGGUGCGAGCAAGCAGAGGUGUGGUUGUUACAUUAGAACAACAUGUGGGUUAUCGUGUGCGUGUCAUCUCGUCGGCUACCAGAUUCUAGGCAUACCUAUACCUUUGGAAUCUAUUCAUGUGUUUUGGACAAAAUUGCAAAUUUAUGAAUAUGAGGUGAGUCUUGACGAGGAGAAGUGGGAUUUAGAAGAGGAGUGCGAAGAGUUGAAGCGACAAUUCAGUACUAUGGAUAUUGUGGGUCAAAGGGCGUUGAAGAAAAAAGUUUGUGAUAUUGCCUAUCCAUCCACAUCUUCAAUGUGUCCACCGCCGGUCAAAUACAAGCCAAAGAGAGGAAUUAAGAAGAGUAGAAAGGGGGAAGAAAGUGAUGUGCAUCGUGAUCCAAGUUAG